ACCUGUCUGUGAGCUGAGCUCCAGCCUCCGGUGAACGUCACACGUUGGGGAAGUCCGUCACCGCGGCUGUUGGACCUGCUGCAGCUUUCGAGGUUCCGAUCGGUUCCAUUUUUUUUUAUUUAGGUUCAAACUGAGACUGUUAACGUCGGGCUCUAAACCAAUUGUCGAUCAACGAAAACGCUUUGGAUUUUAACUGUCUUUAUACUAAUCCCGGAAACCCGUCAGUAAAGCGAAAGUUGAGAGAGUCGAGAUGAGCGUGGAGGCGUACGGGCCGAGCUCCCAGACCCUCACCUUCCUGGACACCGAGGAAGCGGAGUUGCUCGGAGCGGACACCCAGGGCUCGGAGUAUGACUUCACCGACUUCACCCUUCCCAGUCAGACGCAAACUCAAGGGCAGACACAGAGCCAGCUGGACAGCCAGGUAAAUGGUCCCGAUGAGGGUCUUCACAACGGUGGAGUGGAUGAUUCCGUGGCCAAAGCCAGCCAACUGUUGGCCGAGCUGAACUUUGAGGAGGAUGAAGAGGACACGUACUACACCAAAGACCUGCCCUUGCACGCGUGCAGCUACUGUGGUAUCCACGAUCCAGCGUGUGUGGUGUACUGCAAUACCAGCAAGAAGUGGUUCUGUAAUGGGCGUGGCAAUACAUCCGGCAGCCAUAUUGUGAACCAUUUGGUGAGAGCGAAAUGCAAAGAAGUGACUCUGCAUAAAGAUGGGCCGCUGGGCGAAACCGUGCUGGAAUGUUACAACUGCGGCUGUCGCAACGUCUUUCUCCUGGGCUUCAUCCCAGCAAAGGCUGAUUCUGUGGUGGUGCUACUCUGCAGGCAGCCCUGUGCCAGCCAAAGCAGCCUGAAGGACAUCAACUGGGACAGCUCGCAGUGGCAGCCGCUGAUCCAGGACCGAUGCUUUCUGUCCUGGCUGGUGAAGAUCCCAUCAGAACAGGAGCAGCUUAGAGCCCGUCAGAUCACGGCCCAGCAGAUCAACAAGUUGGAGGAACUCUGGAAGGACAAUCCCACUGCCACCUUGGAAGACCUGGAGAAACCUGGAGUAGAUGAGGAGCCCCAGCAUGUACUGCUGCGUUACGAGGAUGCUUAUCAAUACCAAAAUAUAUUUGGCCCUUUGGUCAAAUUGGAAGCUGACUACGACAAGAAGCUUAAGGAGUCACAGACUCAAGAUAAUAUAACAGUUAGGUGGGAUCUGGGGCUGAACAAAAAGCGGAUUGCCUAUUUCACUCUUCCUAAGACGGAUUCAGGUGGUAAUUCUCUAAACUUUCCUUCCUCCCAGUGGUUCUGUGAUAUGCGGCUGAUGCAAGGUGAUGAGAUUUGUCUGCGGUACAAGGGAGACCUGGCCCCGCUGUGGAAGGGCAUCGGUCAUGUCAUCAAGGUCCCAGACAACUAUGGAGAUGAAAUUGCCAUUGAGUUGCGGAGCAGUGUUGGAGCACCUGUGGAAAUCCCCCACAACUUCCAGGUGGACUUUGUGUGGAAGUCGACUUCCUUUGAUAGGAUGCAAAGCGCCCUGAAGACGUUUGCGGUGGAUGAGACCUCAGUGUCUGGCUACAUUUACCACAAACUCCUGGGGCAUGAAGUCGAGGAUGUCACCAUUAAGUGCCAGCUGCCAAAGCGCUUCACUGCCCCAGGCCUUCCUGACCUCAAUCACUCACAGGUGUAUGCUGUGAAGACGGUGCUUCAGAGACCUCUUAGUCUGAUCCAGGGGCCUCCUGGCACUGGGAAGACCGUCACCUCUGCCACGAUUGUGUACCACUUGUCCCGACAGGGCAACGGACCAGUUUUGGUGUGUGCUCCCAGUAACAUUGCUGUGGACCAGCUGACUGAGAAGAUCGAUAAGACUGGACUGAAGGUUGUCAGGCUGUGUGCCAAGAGCAGGGAGGCCAUCGAGUCCCCUGUGUCUUUCCUUGCUUUACACAACCAGAUCAGCAACAUGGACAGUAUGCCGGAGCUUCAGAAACUACAGCAGCUAAAAGAUGAGACUGGCGAGCUUUCGUCUGCUGAUGAGAAACGCUACAGGGCUCUGAAGCGCACUGCUGAGAGGGAGCUGCUCAUGAAUGCUGACGUAAUCUGCUGCACUUGUGUCGGAGCUGGAGACCCUCGUCUGGCCAAGAUGCAGUUCCGUUCGAUCCUGAUCGAUGAGAGCACCCAAGCCACUGAGCCCGAGUGUAUGGUGCCCGUGGUGUUGGGAGCAAAGCAGCUUAUUCUGGUGGGUGACCACUGCCAGUUGGGUCCUGUGGUGAUGUGUAAGAAGGCGGCUAAAGCAGGUCUGUCGCAGUCCCUGUUUGAGCGCCUAGUGGUCCUGGGGAUCCGGCCGAUCCGCCUGCAGGUCCAGUACCGUAUGCACCCGGCUCUCAGUGCCUUCCCCUCUAACAUUUUCUACGAGGGAUCCCUGCAGAAUGGCGUCACUGCAGCUGACCGCAUCAAGAAGGGCUUUGAUUUCCAGUGGCCACAACCAGACAAGCCCAUGUUCUUUUACGUUACUCAAGGUCAGGAGGAGAUUGCCAGCUCUGGAACCUCGUACCUUAACAGGACUGAAGCUGCCAACGUGGAGAAAAUCACCACCAGGCUGCUGAAGGCGGGAGCCAAACCCGAUCAGAUCGGCAUCAUCACCCCGUACGAGGGUCAGCGCUCCUACCUGGUCCAGUACAUGCAGUUCAGCGGCUCCCUGCACACCAAACUCUAUCAGCAAGUGGAAAUUGCCAGCGUGGAUGCCUUUCAGGGCAGAGAGAAGGACUUCAUCAUCCUGUCUUGUGUUCGAGCCAACGAGCACCAGGGAAUUGGCUUCCUGAACGACCCUCGCCGUCUCAACGUGGCGCUGACCAGGGCCAAGUAUGGUGUCAUCAUUGUGGGCAACCCCAAGGCGCUCUCCAAGCAGCCACUGUGGAACAACCUGCUGAACAACUACAAGGAGCAAAAGGUCCUCGUGGAGGGGCCCCUAAACAACCUGAGGGAGAGCCUCAUGCAGUUCAGCAAACCCCGCAAACUGGUCAACACCAUCAACCCUGACAGCUACCUGGGUGACGAGUUCAAGUCCCAAAUCGACGUGGCUUUGUCCCAGGACUCGACCUACCAGGGUGAACGUGCGUACCAGCAUGGCGGCGUGACUGGACUGUCGCAGUACUGAAG
Molecule: messenger RNA, 3132 nt
Organism: Haplochromis burtoni (Burton's mouthbrooder)
Lineage: Eukaryota; Metazoa; Chordata; Actinopteri; Cichliformes; Cichlidae
Product: UPF1 RNA helicase and ATPase
Biological process (GO): nuclear-transcribed mRNA catabolic process, nonsense-mediated decay
Cellular component (GO): cytoplasm
Molecular function (GO): ATP binding; RNA binding; DNA binding
Source: RefSeq, a predicted model, not a curated record